Molecule: messenger RNA, 669 nt
Organism: Metarhizium acridum CQMa 102
Lineage: Eukaryota; Fungi; Ascomycota; Sordariomycetes; Hypocreales; Clavicipitaceae
Source: RefSeq, a predicted model, not a curated record
AUGGAGAAGGCAAAGAAGGUAGUUUCCAACUUUCUCUCUCAGGAUGGAAACCACAAGACCACAGUUGAUGAGGACGUUCGAAAGCCCGUCACCGAGGAGCAUGUCUAUCCUGAGCAACACGAAAAAAUUACCACUGCUGUUGAUCGCGAAGUUCACCAAGACCACCAUCAAACUGUGAUCCAGCCCAUCAAGGCCAAAGAAACACUGCCCGAGAAACAUACCCACAAGGCCGUUCCCGUUGAGCACAAAACCGUUGAGCAUGGCAACAAGGAGGAUGUUAAAGCUGCUUUGAAGCGAGAUGCUGCAAACUAUGUGAACAGUUCAACUACCCAUGACACUAAACAGACGGCCACGGCUGCGCCGGUACUUGAAGGAGAGCGUACGCAACACCAUGUUCACCAUCACGUUCAGCCCGUCAUCGAGAAGGAGACUAUCCAGCCAGAGUACGUCCACACUACUGUUCCGAUUCAUGAAACUCAUAAUGCUGCUCCCAUCCAUCACGAGACUACUGUCCUGCCAGAAAAAUCAAUGGAGGAGUACACUGCAGGUCGUGGAGACUUGCAGGCCCAUUCAACUACCAAGGUGAAGGAAUUCCCUGGUUGCCCGACGUUAAAGGAUAAGAAUUUGCAGUCAGAGAAAAAGGGUCAACGGGCUAUUCAUGGACAUUGA